Fusarium poae is the source of this 1536-nucleotide messenger RNA. It is a transcript of the gene TRI1, whose product is annotated as cytochrome P450 monooxygenase. The transcript has 5 exons. The record is from RefSeq and is a predicted model, not a curated record. The coding region runs from base 1 to 1536 and encodes 511 amino acids. Gene Ontology annotation, molecular function: heme binding; monooxygenase activity; oxidoreductase activity, acting on paired donors, with incorporation or reduction of molecular oxygen. Lineage: Eukaryota; Fungi; Ascomycota; Sordariomycetes; Hypocreales; Nectriaceae.
AUGGCUGUCAUGAGUAUCAUCGACCGCAUGCCGGAUGUCCGGGUCGACAUGCUGGCAUAUUUAUCUUUGUUUGUCAUCUUGACACUGGCUGUACGAAGCUACUUGACCCCGAAACCAAGUGCGCCUUUGCUUAACCCCAAGCGCUGGUACGAGUUUACAAGCUCCCGCGCCGUGACGGAAGUUCUUCAUACCACACGCUCAAUCCUCGAAGACUGGUUUGCCAAGAACCCAACGAAACCCAUGCGCCUGACAUGCGAUUUGGGAGAUAUUACCUUUCUGCCCCCGUCAAUGGCUGACGAGAUCAAAAGAGAUCCACGUCUCAGCUUCAUCAAGGCAGCGAACGAUUCGGCUUUCCAUGUUGAUAUUCCUGGUUUCGAGCCAUACCGCGAAGGUGGAAGACAUGAGGCUGCUCUAAUCAAAGACGUUGUUCACGGAAACUUGAAGAAAACAUUGAACCAUAUUACGAUUCCAUUGGCUCAAGAAACCCAAAUGGCUGUUGAAGAAUACCUCGGUAGCAACCAGAACUGGCACAAAGUUCCGUUAAGAGCCACAAUGAUCCCUUUAAUCACCAGGAUUUCAACCCGUGUCUUGCUGGGUGAGGAUCUGUGUCGAAACGAAAAGUGGUUGGAAAUUUCUUCGACCUAUGCUGCCACUAGUUCUGAGGUCGCCGGUCGCCUACGCCGAUGGCCCAGGGCUAUGCGUUAUAUCGUUUCAAUGCUCUCUUCCGAAUGUUCAGCUUUGAGAACCCAGGUCAAAGAUGCCAACGAUUUAAUCAACUCCGUUCUUGAGCGACGUCGAUCAGAUGAGAAAGGCACUUCAUAUAACGAUUCUUUAGAGUGGUUUGAGAAAACUGCGAGAGAACCAUACGACCCAGCUGGCACACAGCUAUUCCUUUCUGCUGUUUCAAUCCACACCACAGCUGAUCUGCUAUGUUCGGCUUUGGAAGAUAUCGCCGCUCAUCCUGAAAUCAUUGAACCACUUCAAAAGGAGAUCAGGGAAGUUAUCAAACAGGAGGGAUGGAAUACCAAAGCUGUAUACAAGAUGUUCCUUCUCGACAGUGCGCUUAAAGAGACUCAGCGACUGAGACCUGUUCAAAUUGCCUCGAUGAUGCGGGAAGCGUUGGAGGACAUCACUCUCGAAGAUGGCACUUUUAUCCCCAAAGGUCAUCAACUUGCCGUCUCGUGUCACAACAUGCGCGAUGAGAAGAUCUACCCGAAUGCGGAACAAUGGGAUGGUUACCGAUUCUAUCGUGAGAGAGAACAGUCCGCCAGGGAGGAUUCUGUCCAACUAUCCUCGACAAGUCUGGAACACAUGGGCUUUGGGUACGGAAAGCACGCCUGUCCUGGUCGUUUCUUUGCUGCCAAGGAAGUCAAGAUCGUCAUGAUGUUUCUUUUGCUCAACUAUGAGUGGAGAAUGCCCAAAGAUUCGAAGCCAAACCCCGUCAGCUGCUGUACAACAUGGGUUACGGAUCCAACUUUCAAGAUUGAGGCGCGCAGAAAGGCCAAAGACGACCCUGCUCUGGAAAUACCUCUCUAG